Messenger RNA from Saccoglossus kowalevskii, 1161 nucleotides. RefSeq names its product dual oxidase maturation factor 1-like. Gene Ontology annotation, biological process: protein transport. Gene Ontology annotation, cellular component: endoplasmic reticulum membrane. Lineage: Eukaryota; Metazoa; Hemichordata; Enteropneusta; Harrimaniidae. The record is from RefSeq and is a predicted model, not a curated record.
AUGGAUAAAUUCAACGCAUUCCGCCAGGGUGAUGGACCGACUCUUUACGUUGAAAACCACACGCCGGUCACAGUGGACAAGCUAGAAGUUGGACUGAUAACCUGCACGUGUGUGAUUGUAUUCGCUUACUUGGUGGUCCUGCCUGGCAUACGAGGUACAAAGAGGGUGUAUGGUGCGUUGAGGACGUUAUUGACCAUUUAUAUUGGUGCUACUAUAUUACUUGUAAAUUUUGGACAAGAGUGGGAAGUGGCGAAUAUCACAACAAAGGUUGAAUACAAAGCGGCUAUGAGCGAAGAUAUCGUGGCAGAGAUUGGAGUCAAAAUUGGGCUUCGCAGUGUAAAUAUAACAUUGAAAGGCACCCCAGAACACCAGCUUGGCGAACGAAUCAACUACAACGAGCGGUAUUCAUGGGCGCCAUUUUGGGGACAAGGAAGGAAUUUUUACGGACCAUUCGCUGGACAAAUCAACCAGGAAUUCAGGGAGUCACAAUACAGGGGACUUCCAUAUCCUAUUUUAUGGAUCGCAGAAUAUUUCACGUUAGAUGGAGAAAACAUCCGCUGGGGACGCUCUUAUCGAAUGUCGGGGCUCUAUACGCAUAUUCUCCUAUGGUCGGCAUUCCCCACUUGGGUCAUUGCAAAUAUUUUGCUAUUUAUGAUGAUACGCUACGCUGCGUACUGCAUGGUACUGACCGGAUUUUGGUUGAUUUGGGGCAAUAUUCUCUUCACUAUCUUACGAUGGGGUCCAAUACUGAGUAUACCAUUCGCAGACGAUGUUCUACAUUUCCGCUAUGGCUGGUGCUAUUGGAUGACGUUAUCAACAGGUAUUCUCUGCAUGCUUUACGGUGUAGUCUUGUAUAUUUGUAACCGAACGUGGCCAGUGAAGACGAGUAAAUUCUUCCAAGAUCACGACAUCCCGGUCCAGCAACAAAGACGAAGAGGACAAAACAGCGAUGAGAAUUUGCCCGAUUAUGAUAACGAUAGAGUGAUUGUAAUACAAACAUUAAAUCGUCAAGAUGAAAUCCAAGAUGCUUCUAGUUCGCAAUUCAGUUCCGGUAGUUCGUCCGGAAGUGAAAUCACGGAUACUGGACGUGUGAUACCAAGUCAUCGAUCUAUCAACGUAUCGGCAGUCAUGUCACCAAAUCUGUCGCUGGAGGAUGUUUAG